CGGACAGUAGUUGUGUUAACCAAUCAAAAUAGAUCUAACUGCAUCCCCGCUGAACGCUCGACUUCACUGGGUGGACUGCACAUUUCUGGAAUCUGCAAUUCAUAGUGUUUUUGAGUCAACAAUCACGAUAAAGAUGCAGUUCAUGCUGCUGUUCAGUCGGCAGGGUAAGCUGCGGCUGCAGAAGUGGUAUGUUCCCCUGUCAGACAAAGAGAGGAAGAAGAUCUCCAGGGACCUGGUCCAGACCAUUCUAGCCCGUAAGCCCAAGAUGUGUUCCUUCCUGGAGUGGAGGGACCUCAAGAUCGUCUACAAGAGAUACGCCAGCCUGUAUUUCUGCUGUGCGGUGGAAGAUCAAGACAAUGAGCUCAUCACGCUGGAGAUCAUCCACAGAUACGUAGAGCUGCUGGAUAAGUACUUUGGCAGUGUGUGUGAGCUGGACAUCAUCUUUAACUUUGAGAAGGCCUACUUCAUCCUGGAUGAGUUCCUGCUAGGAGGAGAGGCUCAGGAGACCUCCAAGAAGAACGUACUGAAGGCUAUAGAGCAGGCCGACCUGCUGCAGGAGGAAGCUGAAGCCCCACGGAGUGUCCUGGAGGAGAUUGGCCUGACAUAAACUCCCUCCAUCACUGCCCCAACUAUCUCCCUCUCUUUACUCUCUCUCUCUCUUCACGGGGGCCCAAACAUCUUGUUCUCGCUCCUUUGAUGUGCUGUAGUGUUGUCUUGUACUAAAACUCUUAUCAUGUUGUUAAUGUUACUUGUGCCAACUGUCUGUUCCUUGUUUUUUUUUGUACCUCGUCAAACACUCACCUUUUGAAACCCCUGGGGUACAUGCAGCCAUUGGCCACAGACGACACCAAUAAUAACUGAAAUCUCACCCACCUUCCUUAAGUCAGUGUUUCUGUUGUACGUGACAUGUCCGUGACGGGCAUUUUAACUCCAGUCUCGUCUAGAGAAUUUAAAACAAUUCAAAGUAUAUCAUAAAGAGUAAGAAACCCAUUUUUUACUUAAAGGGGAUGUUCUCAAGUAAAAGAAAGCAAAACGAUGUCAGUAUUUUUAAAGAAGUGUUACAGUUUAAAAGUAUUCAUGUUCAUUCUUUCAUUGUUUGACCAAAGAACACUGUGUUAUAAUCAUAUCGUUUUGAAGAUAAUUGGUGUUUAGGGGGAAAAUAUGUGCUCUCUCAGGGUUGGGGUCAAUUCUAUUUAAAUUCCUAUCAAUUCAGAAAGUAAACCAAUUUACACUUUUUUACUCAUUGAAGGAAAUGUGCAUUGGAAUAUCAGUGUAUUCCUGAAUUUAAAUGGAAUUGACCCAAGCCUUGCUCUGUAUAGCCUGAGUCCCAGAUCUUUGUGCUGUCUUGCUACCUCCUGUGUCGUUCAAUAUGUUCAGUUGGGAAGACAGCACAAACACACCUGGGACUCCUCCCAUUCUGCAUGCUCUAAAAGGCAAGGGAAGAGUAACACCGCCCACUCUGCAUGCUCUAAAAGGCAAGGGAAGAGUAACACUGGGGACUCCGCCCACUCUGCAUGCUUUAUAAGGCAAGGGAAGAGUAACACUGGGGACUCCCCCCACUCUGCAUGCUUUAAAAGGCAAGGGAAGAGUAACUCCUCCCACUCUGCAUGCUCUAAAAGGCAAGGGAAGAGUAACACCGCCCACUCUGCAUGCUUUAAAAGGCAAGGGAAGAGUAACUCCUCCCACUCUGCAUGCUCUAAAAGGCAAGGGAAGAGUAACUCCGCCCACUCUGCAUGCUUUAAAAGGCAAGGGAAGAGUAACACUGGGGACUCCUCCCAUUCUGCAUGCUUUAAAGGGCAAGGGAAGAGUAACUCCUCCCACUCUGCAUGCUUUAUAAGGCAAGGGAAGAGUAACUCCUCCCACUCUGCAUGCUUUAUAAGGCAAGGGAAGAGUAACUCCUCCCACUCUGCAUGCUUUAUAAGGCAAGGGAAGAGUAACUCCUCCCACUCUGCAUGCUUUAAAAGGCAAGGGAAGAGUAACACUGGGGACUCCUCCCAUUCUGCAUGCUUUAAAGGGCAAGGGAAGAGUAACUCCUCCCACUCUGCAUGCUUUAUAAGGCAAGGGAAGAGUAACUCCUCCCACUCUGCAUGCUUUAUAAGGCAAGGGAAGAGUAACUCCUCCCACUCUGCAUGCUUUAUAAGGCAAGGGAAGAGUAACACUAGUGAAAAUGAACAAAAAGGGAUUCUGUUACUAAUCAAACUUCUAUUCGUCACACAAUGUUUUAACUGUCAAUGAAAAUGCAUUUAGGGCACUUGAUUCGUAGCCUGGUUCUGAACUUAAUUCUGUUCAUGAAGUGAUCGUGAAACUGGAAUAUUCUGUUUGAAUCAUAACAGGCUACUUGUUAUUGAGGAAGGUUGUGACAAUUGAAGCACAAAUCAUGAAGUACUCCCACUAUAUCACUGCCUGUGCUUAGUGCACACGGACAUGACCAGUUAUUGAAUUAGUGCACACGGACAUUAUUGAAUUACCAGUUAUUGAAUUAGUGCACACGGACAUUAUUGAAUUACCAGUUAUUGAAUUGUUUACAAAAACCAUUGGUUAAAGAAGCCUAAACCUGUUGCAAUUCCCUGUCUACCGUACAGACUGCUCCUUCACCAAUGACCAGAAUGGUGUCCUGUGAGGACAUUUAAUGUUCUCUUUCAGCUUGUACUGUAUUUGCUCUUUAACUGUGGUGACAUCCCAAAUGGCACCCUAUUCCCUACAUAGUGCACUACUUUUGGCCAGAGCCUAUGAAGAAGUGCACUAAAUAGGGAAUAGGGGAACCAUGUCUUGCUCCUGUGUACAUUAUGAAUAAUUUCAAAGUAUUGCAUUUUAUUUUACACAGACAACUGUCACUACUUCAGUUCUCUCAUACUGUAAAUCAUUAAAACAAUUACAUGUCUAUGGAUUAGCAGAA
This is a messenger RNA of Oncorhynchus keta (chum salmon), 2896 nucleotides long. Its product is annotated as AP-1 complex subunit sigma-2. Lineage: Eukaryota; Metazoa; Chordata; Actinopteri; Salmoniformes; Salmonidae. The record is from RefSeq and is a predicted model, not a curated record. Gene Ontology annotation, molecular function: clathrin-cargo adaptor activity. The coding region runs from base 134 to 607 and encodes 157 amino acids. Gene Ontology annotation, cellular component: AP-1 adaptor complex; intracellular membrane-bounded organelle; membrane coat. Gene Ontology annotation, biological process: vesicle-mediated transport; intracellular protein transport. The transcript has 5 exons.